Lepisosteus oculatus (spotted gar) is the source of this 2867-nucleotide messenger RNA. It is a transcript of the gene tmc2b, whose product is annotated as transmembrane channel-like 2b. Gene Ontology annotation, biological process: detection of mechanical stimulus involved in sensory perception of sound; vestibular reflex. Gene Ontology annotation, cellular component: plasma membrane. NCBI's taxonomy places the organism in Eukaryota, Metazoa, Chordata, Actinopteri, Semionotiformes, Lepisosteidae. The record is from RefSeq and is a predicted model, not a curated record. Gene Ontology annotation, molecular function: mechanosensitive monoatomic ion channel activity.
CCUUGCGGACAAAUUGUUCAUCAGAAAAUUAUUCAAACAUGCCUAGGAGAACCAAAAGUGACAUAGAAAUCACAAUGGAAGAUGUGGGAAUCGAAAUUGAUGGACACGUGGACAGUGACAGUGAUGAAGACACAGGGAGGCCUGGGCGACGGGGCAACAGGCGGCAGCAGAGGCCUAACAACAACAGAAACAAUGGCCGAGCCAGGAGAGCGGCCAGCGAUGAUGAAAGCGAGGAGGAAGAGGAGGAGGAGGAAACUCCUAGAAAGAGGAGAGUGAACAGGAAGAAGCCAGCGAAGGUAGAGGACAGCGAUGAGGACAGCGAAGAGGAGCAGACGAGCAAGAGGAACAACAGAAAGGCUGGAAACAAGAAACAGAAGGAAGAGUUGAACAAAAAAGAGAAGAAAGCAGAUGCAAAGGGAAAAGACAAGAACAAAGACAAUGAAAAGAACAAGAAAAAGAAAAAGAACAACAGUAGCUCCUCCUCUUCCUCAUCUGACUCAUCUGAAGAAGAGUCUAUGUCUGAGGGGGAAAUGGCCAGGCUCAUGGAGGAGGUGGAAGAGAAGAAGAAACUCAUCUCCAACAUGAGGAACAAACCCUGGAGAAUGAAGAGACGACUGGCGGCAUUAAAAGAAGCCCAGCAAUUUGUGGAAAAAUUUGAAGGAGCUCUGGGAAAGGGCAAAGGAAGAAAAUUGUAUGCUUAUAAAGUGAUGAUGACCAAGAAAUGGAUCAAGUUUAAAAGAGAUUUUGAUAAUUUUAAGACUGCGUGCAUACCUUGGGAAAGGAAGAUUAAAGAAGUUGAAAGUCACUUUGGGUCCUCCGUAGCCUCGUACUUCAUAUUUCUGAGGUGGAUGUAUGGGAUGAAUUUAGUCCUCUUUGGAUUUACAUUUGGACUGGUGGUAAUUCCUGAGGUCUUGAUGGGACUGCCUUAUGGAAGUAUUCCCCGAAAAACUGUGCCAAGAGCUGAACAACCUACUGCUAUGGACUUUUCUGUCCUUUGGGAUUUCAAUGGCUAUGCUAAGUACUCUGUUCUUUUCUACGGUUAUUACAACAAUCAGCGGACAAUUGGAUUCCUGAAAUUCAGACUGCCUUUGUCAUAUCUGAUGGUCGGGGUUGGUACUUUUGGGUACAGUCUUAUGGUUGUGAUACGAACGAUGGCCAAGAAUGCCAAUGAAAGUGGAGGGGAUGGUGAAGAGGGAGAAUUCAAUUUCUCCUGGAAGAUGUUCACCAGUUGGGAUUACCUGAUUGGCAACUCAGAAACAGCUGACAACAAGUUUGCAUCCAUCACUACCAGCUUUAAGGAAUCUAUUGUGGAUGAAGAGGAGAAUCAGAAAGAUGAAAACAUCCAUUUGAGAAGAUUCCUUCGUGUUUUAGCAAAUGUCCUUAUCUUAUGUAGUCUAGGAGGAAGUGGUUAUCUGAUUUAUUUUGUUGUCAAGCGCUCACAGGAGUUUGCUAAAAUGGACAACGUAGGGUGGUAUGAAAAAAAUGAGGUUGAAAUUGUGAUGUCACUACUAGGAUUGGUCUGUCCUCCACUCUUCGAAAGCAUUGCUGAGCUAGAAGACUACCACCCACGCAUUGCACUGAAGUGGCAACUAGGCCGAAUAUUUGCCCUUUUCCUUGGAAAUUUGUAUACCUUUCUUUUUGCAUUGUUCGAUGAGGUGAAUCAAAAGCUAGACGAGGAGGAGUCCAUAAAGAAUGCCACUAUCUGGGCGACAAACAUGUAUUACAGCAAUUACACUGGAAACUCAACUGCAGUGACUCCCCCGCCCAUUAACCCUGCAGAUGUCAUCAGAGGACCAUGUUGGGAGACCACUGUUGGAAUUGAGUUUGUCAAGCUCACUGUUUCUGACAUACAAGUGACGUAUAUAACGAUCUUGGUUGGAGAUUUCCUAAGGGCUGUGAUUGUGAGAUUCCUGAAUUACUGCUGGUGCUGGGACCUGGAAGCUGGCUUUCCAUCUUAUGGAGAGUUUGAUAUAAGUGGGAAUGUGUUGGGGCUCGUCUUCAACCAAGGAAUGAUCUGGAUGGGAGCCUUCUAUGCCCCAGGGCUUGUUGGAAUCAAUGUGCUCCGACUGUUAACUUCCAUGUACUACCAAUGCUGGGCUGUUAUGAGCUGUAAUGUUCCUCAUGAACGGGUCUUUAAGGCAUCGAAGUCUAAUAAUUUUUACAUGGGACUAUUGUUGCUAAUUUUAUUCCUAAGUUUGCUACCAGUGGUUUACACGAUAAUGACCUUGCCACCGUCAUUUGACUGUGGACCUUUCAGUGGGAAGAAAAAAAUGUUUGAUGUGAUUACGGAUACUAUUGAAUUAGACUUCCCUGCUUUCAUGGGUAAGCUCUUCAGCUAUGCAGCCAACCCAGGACUGAUAAUCCCUGCUGUUUUGCUCAUGGUACUGGCUAUUUAUUAUUUGAAUUCUGUUUCAAAAGCAUAUCAGAAUUCGAAUAUUGAGCUUAAAAAGAAGAUGCAAAUGCAAAGAGAUGAAGAGAAGAACAGAAGGAACAACAAAGACAGUACAAAUUCAGUAAUGAAAGAUCUGGAAGACCUGUUACCCAAUAAGUCUAUGAUUGCAAAUAAAGCACCGGAUAACAGUGCGAUAGAUAACAAGAAAGACCAAGGAAACUCUCAGAAAGUGACAGGCAGACCAGGAGCAGCGGCCCCUAAGGGAGCUGGCGUGAACUUACAAAAGGAGGUGUCUCUUGCAGCUCCAAACCCACGCAUAGCCGUUACAAGGCCACCUGGUCCCCGGGCUCCUAGACCUCUUCCUGGAAAUCCUCGACUCGCUCCCCCCGGGCCAUAUGGCAGAGGCCCCCCACCACCGAGAAUGGGCAGAGGCCAGCCCAGAAGGCAAUAACUACACCAGUGUUGCUCAAGGGGG